CACACCGACACAUUUCAACACGAUGGCCGCGUAUACAAAUAUUUCCUUAGUAACCAAAAUGUCAUGAUAUAUUGAUGAUUUUCCUACGAGGAGAGUGAUUUGAUGAUGUUAAAGUUUCAAACGGAGGCAUUGUUCGGAGAAAUAUUUGAUGUAAUCUGCUUCAGCGUCCAUAGCCCGAGGUCAUAGCCUUCGUGUUUGGAACAGCAAUGGGUUGCUGUACAUCUAGUCCCGCCACCGGCGGUGGUCAGCCAGCGUCGUCAUAUCCACGCCAGGCGUUCGUACCAGCCCAGCAGGGGGCGGGGACGAAUCAGAUGACGGGGUACCCGGCUGGUUACCCCGGAGGUUAUCCUCAGGGCCCCGUGGUCGUGCAGCACGGAAACAAUUCUGACCGAAUGAUGGAGGGUGUCGUCAUGGGGGCGGCGAUGGGGUACGGAGCACAUGCCAUGAUGCAUGGCGGCGGGAUGGGGAUGGCGGGCGGAGUGGUCGGAGGCUAUGCCAUGGGAGCCAUGAUGCCAUCGUGUGAUGUCAGUGUAGGCCCCAUUGACGUCCUUUGAUGAUGAACUAAUCUGAGAAGUUAAACAAUGAAAAAACAUUUCGGCCUCGUCGGAUAACUACACUCCUACACAGUGGUUAAAAGUAUAGACAUUUUGUACUGUUUUCUAUAUUGAUGGGAGCUAUAACUGCGUGGGACCACUGACCACCUCGUGAGUGUAGAUCAUAAAGAUGCUGGGAUUACACUCCAAAAUUGGUAUCAAUGUUCUUUCCACGUCUUUCCACGAUGUUGCACGAUACCGGUCGAUACUAUUGUACGAUGUUACUAGUGAGCCCUUAUAAUGAUUUGUCGUGCUGCCAUCUGUCAAAGUGGCCGCAGACAAUUUCUCAGAUAGCUCACACAAUGUUGUUCAAGAGGUUUUCAAAAGGCACUACGUUUGGUGUGUACAUUUCCACAUGUAUUUCCUGCUAGAAAAAACCGGUUAUCAGGAAAAAAAGAAACAACCAAAAAACAUGUUUUCCUGGAAACCGAAAGUGGUAGGUUCCAACUGCCACCAUUGAAUUCAAAAUGUGAUUGAUUAUACAUUGUAUAUGUCUAAUUAUGUACAUUACCGUGAUUGACUAAAUAGUGAUGCACGAAGUGUAUUGCAAAAUGUAACGCUAGAAAAAAGUGAACAAUGUACGGACAUGUCAUGAAUAAAUGUUUAUACUCAUACAUUUUUAUUUGAAUACACUCCCUAACGAAUAAACUGUAUAUGCUAGGAAUGAA
Lineus longissimus is the source of this 1261-nucleotide messenger RNA. RefSeq lists its product as uncharacterized. Bases 207 to 554 code for a protein of 115 amino acids. The transcript has 4 exons. The record is from RefSeq and is a predicted model, not a curated record. Lineage: Eukaryota; Metazoa; Nemertea; Pilidiophora; Heteronemertea; Lineidae.